This is a messenger RNA of Scomber japonicus (chub mackerel), 3372 nucleotides long. RefSeq names its product transmembrane protein 183A (gene tmem183a). Gene Ontology annotation, cellular component: SCF ubiquitin ligase complex. The transcript has 8 exons. NCBI's taxonomy places the organism in Eukaryota, Metazoa, Chordata, Actinopteri, Scombriformes, Scombridae. The coding region runs from base 114 to 1187 and encodes 357 amino acids. Gene Ontology annotation, molecular function: protein binding. Gene Ontology annotation, biological process: regulation of protein stability. The record is from RefSeq and is a predicted model, not a curated record.
AACAAUUUUCAAUUUCUCUCUCAUUUUUCUUUCUUUCUCUCUACCUCAGCUUGCCACGGAGACAUGGCAGGACUCACAGCCCCAUUAAGGGUCCACAAAUCAUUAGUGUCGACAUGCCCAAGAAAGGGAACCGAAAACGGCUGAAAUUUAAGGCCGGAGACGUUUGUUCGGAAUCAGUGACUGUUGCUGAUUAUGCUGAUGCCGAUCCAGCCGUCGUGAAGUCGGGGAGGUUGAAAAAAGCUAUUGCAAAUGCAGUUGAAAAAGAAGUAAAAUUACUAUGUGGCCUGGAAGCAUCUCAGGGUGCUGUUGAAGAGGUCUUGUCGUCUGCAGUGAGUGUCGGAGCAGACGCUUUAGACAGCAGUGACGACCUAGACCCAGAAGAAGAAGAUGAAGAAAAUGAAACUAAGGUGGCUCACAAGAAGAAAAACAAGAGACGAAAGGCCAGCAGUGAUGGGGCGGAGUAUCCAGUAGACAUCUGGUUAGUGCUCUCAUCCUAUAUCCGGCCUGAGGAUGUAUGCAGGUUUGCGCUAAUCUGUAGGAGUGCCUGGACGGUCACCUGCACUGCAGUUUUUUGGACCAGACUAUACAGAAGGCAUUACAAGAUUGAUGUUGAUCUGCCAGUUCGUCUACUGCCUGAGUCUAUUGACAGGAUGCGCUCUCUAAGGGCCCGUGUGAUUCGCUCCCUUUUCCAUUUGUAUGAGCCGUUCAGCUUGCGUAUCUCCAAAAUUCCUGUCCUGCCAGAAUCUACACCCACAACCCUGCUCAACUCCAAGUGUUUAUUGUUCUGGGUCAAAAAGGUGUCGGGCACUCGGCCAGAGGCAAUGUGGGAGUUCAACUUCAAGUUUAUACAGCAGGGAUGGAGUAAAAAUGGUACUGCCAAUUCCUUGCUCAUGCCCAGUCGAUACAAAGAUGUCCACACAAACCCGGACUCUGGCUGCUACGUGCUUCAAGUCACCACACUCAACUUCAUCUUCACCCCUGUGGUUAUGGGCAUGACGCUCACCCUGUUUACAAUCAACGUCAGCACAGACAUGCGCCACCACCGCGUACGUCUGGUCUUCCAGGACUCACCGAUCCAGCGGGGAAAGAAGAGAGGGGAUCAGGGUGGGAUUCAGGUGGUGUUGGAUCCCGUACACAGUGUGAAGCUCAUGGACUGGUGGCAUCCACAGUAUCCGUUCUUACAUUAAACAUAAGAGUCUUGUCCCAACGGAUGUUACUACAUCACGGAUGUUACAACCCAUAACAUCAAACCAAGAAACCUGCCGUUAUUUUAUCUCACUCGUUCAACACAAAUAUGAUAUUGGAUGACUGCAGAAUCCUCGAUUACAUUCACUGACUGUUUCUGCACAUUCACAUUUGUGAACAAUAAUCUGUGAUGCUUAAAAUAGUUAAAGAUGAGCAACUGAAACAUUUGUUGAUUCAAUGUUGGAUAAUGCAGCCAGCCAAUAUUGACUAUAAGAUGGGGCACAAACCCAAUUUUCAGUGUCAAAAUCAGUCAUAAUGCAUGCCCAUCCCCAACCCUGACCUCCUGCUGUGUUAUUAAAACAUCAUAGUUCUACCUGUAUUGGCACUGGAUGUAAAUUAUGUAUGGCAUAAUCGUCACGGAUGGGGACUUAUGUAGCUUAGUUUUGCAUAGAAGUAAUAUGGUUUGAUUCACCAGUUAUUAGACCUGUUAAUUAAAAGGCCGGGCAAAGAAGGAAGUGCAAUUUGACAGAUUACUGUAUAUUGCAACAUUGCCAGAACAGCUCUCAUUAGGAAAGCAUGUUAUGCAUGCCUUUGGCUAUUUAUAUUGCCUGUAUCAUUAAUUCCUUGUAUUCAUUGAACUACAUAGAGGAAAAAUCCACGAGAUGAUCAGUGAUUGAAACGACUUUGCAAAGGUCAUUAAAGCAGGGAAACUCAAAUGUAAAUUAAAAAUAAUGAAAUUAGUCAAGUUUAUUAAUGCACCCUUAUUUACAUUUUCAGGUCGAAAAAUGACUGAAAAAAGAAUUUGUGUAAAUUUGGCCUCACAUAUCUUAGAGAAGUGCAUAUGCCUGGUCUAAAGUAUUUAUAAGGUUCUUACAAAUACACCGCACAUUGUCCUUACAUUAAUAUAUUUGGGAAAUAACACACACAUGGCUUUUGUAUGUCCACAUCAUUUAUACAUGUGGCCCCUGGACUCUCUGCCCUUUUAGCACUUACUGAAAACAUAGAGAGGGCUGGGUAAUACAGAAAACAAAAGUCAUGAUAAGGAAAUCAUUAUCUGAAGCACACAUACAAUAGUGUAGUAAAUGUAUUGUACACUGGACUCCAUUAAUAGUGGUUUUAGUUGACAUUUCCAAACAUUGCAUAAGUCCUUCAGUACGAUAUCUGACUUAAAUAUUGUUUUGGAUUUAUUUUAAGUCAAAUUUUUACGCAGUGAUUUAGUAACAUGCAUAAUAUUUCACAAUAUAUAAAAUACUGUGUUGUUAUUACAGUGAUACAUAUUUAUAUAUUGCCCAGCCCUACACAUGGGAAAGAGAAGUGUGUAGUACAUUUGGAGCCACCAGUUGAAUAAAAAGAUUUAAGAGUUUGUCAUUCCUCCUCUACAGACAAAACUUGUAUGUUGAACCUACACGUGACACAUUACCUAGAAAAGUGUUUGAAACUUGUGGACUAACAGGGUUGAACAUCUGUAGGCUACUGUCAUCCCCUGGUUGUUUUAUGCUCACUUGAAAAAUUUCACAUUUUUAUUUGCUUUGGUUUGAAGUUUGACAAUGUUGCAUCAACAGAGUUGUAUUAUCUUUUUAAAACCAUGUUUUGUUUUUCUUCAAUGCAUUUAAUUGAGGCAGCACUCAAUUAGUAUUAUGUGAAUAUUAAUGAUACUGCUCUACAUUGAAGGGGCCAAAGAGAUGAUUUACUUGAGAUGUCAUCCACUCAUCUGCUGAUUGGGCAGUGUUUCUUUUCUUUCAAGUGAUUCUUGGCUAAAAACAUCUUGAUUGUUUCUUUGUUUAUUAUGUUAGCCAUGUCCCCUACUGCCACCUGUAAAUACUCAGUGGUCUAUGUUUUGUGUAUUGAAUGUGAGUAGAAUCAUAGCAAUCUCAUACUUGAUCAUGAAGCGUUGUGGAGGGAGAGGGGUACCAUCGACAUUGAUUUCCAUGUGUUUAUCAGACAUAGUCAGAAUAAUUUAACCUUGUUUGCUUGCAAAUAUAGAUAUCAUGUGACAUUUCUGUUCAUUUGAUUAACCACACACAGUGUAGACUUGUAGAAACAAAAAGUUAGUUGAUGGCCGUACCCCAUAGCAGAAGACAGUUGAAUGUUUUGAUUAGCAGCAGUGGAUUUUUUUUUUUAAGUGGGUGGUCAUUUUUUGUCUGAUAAGAAAUUACUGCACUGAAAUAAAAACAGAAACUGCCCAUU